Chelonus insularis is the source of this 1599-nucleotide messenger RNA. It is a transcript of the gene M6, whose product is annotated as neuronal membrane glycoprotein M6. NCBI's taxonomy places the organism in Eukaryota, Metazoa, Arthropoda, Insecta, Hymenoptera, Braconidae. Bases 486 to 1268 code for a protein of 260 amino acids. Gene Ontology annotation, cellular component: plasma membrane. Gene Ontology annotation, biological process: neuron projection development. The record is from RefSeq and is a predicted model, not a curated record. The transcript is spliced from 5 exons.
AACAUCACCCGUUAUAAUUUAGUCGCCAUUUUGAAUUCAUUCAUCAGUUUGGAGUCCAAUGACUUCUAAAUAAUAGAAUUAUUUAGAAGACAUAGUAUUACAUGCGUUUAAAAAUACUAUAUCAUUUUGUUUUUAUUUUUAUAAUUUAAAAUAUUUUGAUACAUUAGAAAAUUUUAUGGUUUAUUCAGUGUUAUUUAUACUUACAAAUAUACAAUUACAUAUGGUGUGGGAAAAUAUAAUUUCUCAAUAAGGCAAACAAUUGAAUCGUGACAUUUUGUAUGAUUCAUAUUUCUAACAAUUAAUUAAAACAUUAUUAUCAAAGCAGUUGAUAGUUUUUGAAGUGUUUAAAUAUUUUUGAGAUUGUUGGAUUGCAACAAUCACAACUACAAUUGUAAACAAAAAGUACAAAGUUGUGCUUAUGUACACAUAUUUUUCUAGAUGACUAUUAAGUAAAUUAUUACACAAGUUUCAACAAUCAUUUAAAAAUGGGAAGUACGUGUAAUGAUUGUAUGGCUAGAGUGCCUUAUGCAACCCUAAUAGCAACAAUUAUGUGUUGUUUGGGUGUUGGAGUAUUUUGUGGUACCAUGUAUCGAGGUUCUACUCUUACUAAAUUAAUGAUGCUCCAUGUCUUUCACGUGAGACUCGAUUGGCUGGAAGCUGUAACUUAUAUUUUUGCCAUAAUUGGUGCAUGUAUGGCUGCAUUAGGAUUCAUGAUCCUAUGCGUUGGAUGUUUAGCAACUGGAGCAACUAGACACAAAGUUUAUCGUGCUUGGCGAUCCCGUGUUGGUGGUCGAAUUUCUUGUGCUGUGUUUAUGACCAUUACCUACAUUCUUCAGAUAGUUUGGAUGCUAAUUUUUGCAUUCUUAGUUAUCGUAACAUUACUGUUUACAAUAUUUUGGGGAUUGUGCAGUGACCCUCGUGCUCAACAAAAUGGCAUAGAUUUUACACAAUUAAGAUUCGUAUUUCUUGAUGCCAUAAGUCCGGAUCAUAUUCGCAUAAAAGACAAUUACGUAAAACAAUUUUGUAAAGAUUAUGUAGAAAAAGCUGAAGUGAUGUUCAUUUUAGCCACUGCCGCUGCUAUGUUGGUGAUUUUUAGCCUUAUACAUUAUUUGAUGUGUCUAUCAGCAAAUUAUGCACAUAUUCGAGAUCAUGAAAAAUUCCAAGAGCUUCAAGAACUUCAAUACUUACAAGAUCCUGGUGAUGGUGAUUCACCUCAACAUGGUAUGGGAACUCUGAGUUCUCAUCAUCGUAGUAAAGACCGAUUUUAGGAUACAGCCCGCGAGAUCUUUGCUUUAAGUCCAACAUAAAUGUUCAAAAAUUUGUGCAAAAACCGUAUUGAGAUAUACGAAAUAAUUUUUAUAUAUUUUAUACUGAAAUAAACGCAUUAUUGUUCGAUAAGUAUUUCAAUCCAACGAAAGAAAAGAUAAAAUAUUGUAAUAAUAAUUUUUCUAACUGUAUUAGCAAAGAUCUUGCGGGAACUAAAUGCCGUCCAUUGCAUGCAAUUUUUAUCAGUAUAAUGAAUAGUCUAGCCACAAAUUUUUAUGCAAUUCUGAGAGCAUUUAAUAACAUAUCUUCCAAUAAUAAUUUUUAUUCCUAGUA